Symbiodinium necroappetens is the source of this 397-nucleotide messenger RNA. The record is from the annotation of a GenBank genome assembly. NCBI's taxonomy places the organism in Eukaryota, Dinophyceae, Suessiales, Symbiodiniaceae.
GAGAGCUCGACAAGGCUCAAAGGUAGCCAUGCCGGCCAGGAGGAAGCCGAGCUCCGUCAUUAUCACUCUGCUGACGAUGGGCCCAAGGACGGCAUCUUACCGGAACGGUACCCUGAACCCAGGGAACCUGACGACCAAAGCAAGGGUCGACGGAGUGGUGGACCAUGGCAUGAGAGUGGCCAUCAUGACAGUGUCUACAGCUCUGGUGAUCUGGGAAUGGGACUGUGGGAUCGUGGAUGUAACUGGGAUGCGUCGUGGACAACAAGCUCGCGCAUCCCUGCCGAAGGGACACGUCCGACCAGUACACCUUCACAAGACCCCAGGAUUGGCAUCUGGCAGCAACAAGUCCACGAACCACAAGUGGGUCGCCUCCAUGUUAGUCUCGAGGAGUGCCUGA